GGCGCAACUCCCAUUUCUCCGGUCACGCUGGAAUUCGAUCAAGAAAAGAGUACGGGGCAAACCGUGUUGCGCGCGCAUCUUCCGAAGGUCCUUCCAGAUAAAGGGCGGGGCGCGCUCAUGCGGGUUCCGCAACAGGCCUUUUGUCUGUCGCCGGCCGCCGUCCCUUUCCCAGUGCCGAGAGCGUGCCGCGCCGCCGCCAUCUUGUUUCCCGCGGUCGCCGGAGCUGAACGAUCCUGCUGGCGAUGGGUGAGGCGAAGGCGGCGGGACGCUGCGCUGUGGGCCGCUUAGGGCUCCUGCAGCACCUCAGCCGCGCUCCGUCCCGGGGGAGGCGGGGACUCUGGCGUUUCUCCGACCUCCGGGUGUUGCUUGCUGCUCGACAGCAGCGGCCUCCUCCGGCUCGAGGAUGGGCAUUUUGCCCCCGUUCCGUCUCGUCCGCCCGGCUCCCUCCUCAAGCGAGGCGGAAGGGUCGCGCCGGAACAGACUUAUGGGUCUGGCCGUGGCCUUUCUUGAUAGCCUGAAGGCGGGAAAUCGCGGGGCUUGACAGGAGGGCAGCGGCGGGGGCGAGGAUUAAUUACGUUUCUGCCUCCUCGCAUCCCGGUGAUUCUUCAGCUGUUUAACUCAAUGCGUCUUUUCCUGGUACCCAGAAUUGUUUAAUGGGGCCCAUAAUGACACCUUCACCCAAAUCACCCCAAACUGUUGUUCUACACAAGCGUCUCUGCAUCCUGAUCCUCGACUCACCAGGAAGCCGUUACAGGUAGUCCUCGACUUACGACCACAAUUGAGCCCACAAAUUUUGUUGUGAGACAUUUGUUAGGUGAGUUUUGCCCCGUUUUACGACCUUUCUUGCCACAGUUAAGUAAAUCACCGCAGUAACCUGGCUGUUAAGUGAAUUUGGCUUCCCCAUUGACUUUGCUUGUCAAAAGGUUGCAAAAGGGGAUCCACAAGACACUGGGGCGCUGGUAGUGGUCAUAAAUAUGAACCAGUGGCCAAGUGUCUGAAUUUUGAUCGCGUGAUCGUGGGAUGCUACAAAGGUCGUAACUGAAAAACAGUCAUAAGUCACUUUUUUAGUGCCAUUGUAACUUUGAACGGUCACUAAAUGAACUGUUGUAAGUCAAGGACUACCUGUACAAAUGGCUCCGUUACCCCAGGAUGUGCUCCAGCCACUCUUUUGGGAGUUACUACUCCGGGUGUAAGGCCAUCUGCUCUAUCCCAUGGUGCUUUUAGGGGCAUUUUCACUGACAGUUCAUUGCCUUCCUCCUCUAUUUAACUGUGGAUACUCUAAGCCUGUGUUUUUCAAACUUGGCCACUUUUAAGAGAUGUGAACUUCAACUCUCAGAAUUCUCCAGCCAAUUCAUGUGUGGGGAAUUCUGGGACUUGAAGUAUACACCUCAAGUUUGAAAAAUACUGCUGUAAAUGCUGCUGUAUUGUGUGGAUUCUUUUACACUGUUACAGGGGUAUGUGUUCAUGACUCUGAAAUGGAGGUAAAAGUGUUUUGGAAUGAAUGAUUAUAAAUAGUUUUGAUCUGUUUUGCACCCCAUUUUUCCCCAAGGUAGUAGCACAGGAUUUUUUUCUCCCAUUCAGAAUUUUUAUAUAUAUAUAACAGGCUACAUGACAGCAGGUGGCCCCAGGAAAUGAGAUAUUUAGAAACCAGUUUUGAAUGUUUAAAUGUAGCAGUGCUGUUUUUGGAUCCAUGAGCAAAUAUUCCCGAAGUGAUAAAAUAUUCAAAAAUUUUAACAGGAUUACUCGAAAUCGAUGCACAGAUUUAAUUGCAUCAUUACGGUAUGUAUGUAUCUGCAUGAAGCAACUCUAGUAUUGUUAUAAGUAGAACUCAAUUCUACUUCCCACAGUUUGGUACCCUUAGCACAUUAUUAGACAGUAGUUCCCAUUUUUUCCUUGCCAGCCAUUGGAGCAGGAGUUCACUAGGUUAAGAAAUGGCAAAUGAAUAUGUGAAACAUGCUACUGUAAUAUAAUGAAUAAAAGUGAAAUGAGCUUCAGGAAAUCUAUAGUUUUAACUUUGCGCCUGAUGUCUCUGCAAUUUAGGAAGACAUUUAUCAUGUUCCAGUCAUCAUUCUUUUACAGAUUGCUAAGAUGUUUAUGUUAUGUGUAGAUUUGAUAUUUGUGCACCAACCCCUCAUGUGAGAUGCUUUUCUUGAAAUGGUACUCCUAUACAGAGCUUUCCGGAUAUUCUAGGAAUUGCUAUAACAAUGAAGGCCUAACAUUUUUAUUUCCAGUUCAUAGAAUCAAAGAAAACAUUUGAGGAGCAGGCUGCCCCUCUGAUUGCCAGGGGUUAUGGCAGGGGGAAGAAGGGGACCUAACCGGACAUCCUAUUGCCGUAAUCCUCUCUGUGAAACUGGAGCUCCUGGUGGUGCCAGCCACUCCACAACUUCUUCAGUCACUAGUGUGCGUUCACGUACCAGGAGCGGUUCAGGGACAGGUCUUUCCAGCCCUCCUUUGGCAACCCAAACAGUGGUUCCCCUCCAGCAUUGCAAGAUCCCAGAAUUGCCCAUUGAGAGGAGCAUCUUGUUUGAACUCCAGCUCUUCUUCUGUCAUCUUAUUGCUCUCUUUGUCCACUACAUAAACAUCUACAAAACAGUGUGGUGGUACCCACCAUCUCACCCUCCCUCCCAUACUUCAUUGAAUUUUCAUCUCAUUGAUUUCAAUGUCCUGGCAGUAACAACUAUUGUUCUGGCAAGAAGAUUGAUAAUUGCUAUUGUGAAGGAAGUGAAAGAGGCUUCUCAUACUGGAAAGGUCUCUUUGCCACGCUCCAUCUUCCUUGUCACUAUGCGCUUUGCUGUCCUAACUGGUGCAGGCUGGAGCCUGUGCCAAUCUAUUAUCCACCUCUUCAGAUCAUACUCCCUUCUCAACCUCUUGUUCCUGUGUUAUCCGUUUGGCAUGUACAUCCCCUUCCUGCAACUAAACUGUGAUUUUCGUAAGAGCGGCUUCUUCUCUCCGGUGGCCAGCAUCGGCCCUCGUGACACAGGGGAUGUCAGCUUGCGGGGAAAGGACUAUCUCUCUGUUCUCAAGGAGACUUGGAAGCAGCACACUCGGCAGCUCUACAGCAUGGAGACUAUGCCCACCCAUGCCUGCUGUCUCUCCCCAGAUCUGAUCCGCAAUGAAGUGGAGUAUCUGAAAGUGGAUUUCAACUGGCGCAUGAAGGAGGUGCUGCUAAGCUCCAUGCUCAGUGCCUAUUAUGUGGCCUUUGUACCAGUGUGGUUUGUGAAGAGCACACAGUAUUACGACAAGCAGUGGUCUUGCGAAUUGUUCCUAUUGGUCUCCAUCAGCACAUCCGUCAUCCUCAUGCAGCACCUACUGCCUGCCCGCUACUGCGACCUCCUGCAUAAAGCUGCUGCACAUCUGGGCUGCUGGCAGAAGGUCGACCCUUCUCUUUGCUCCAACGUGCUGCAGCAUCAGUGGACGGACGAAUGUCUGUGGCCGCAGGGGGUGCUAGUGAAACACAGCAAAAAUGUCUACAAAGCGGUGGGCCACUCCAAUGUCGCAGUGCCUUCGGAUGUCUCCCACUUCCGCUUUCAUUUUUUUUUCAGCAAGCCUCUGCGGAUCUUGAACAUCCUGCUCCUCCUCGAGGGGGUUGUCAUCCUCUAUCAGCUCUACUCACUGGUGGUCUCUGAGAAGUGGCACCAGACCAUCUCGCUGGCCCUGAUCCUCUUCAGCAAUUACUAUGCUUUCUUCAAACUUCUACGGGAUCGCUUGGUGCUGGGGAAAGCUUACUCAUACUCUGCCACCAGAGAGACUGAUCUGAAGCUGAACUGAGGGCGAGUUGCAGAAGGUGACAGAGAACAGCAGCUCCGAGUAUUGUUGAGGGCCACCCGAGACUGCAUCGAGGGGCCCCUCAGCUGCGUGCCCUGCCCUGCAGGAGAAGCGUUUCCUCACUGGGUCGUGGAGCAUGCUGGAGCACGGGGCUUGAGAAUCAUGCAGUCAGGCCGGCCCUGAGCUUUGUAUGUCUUUUUUACCAUUUCUUUUGGUUUGGUUUUGCUUUGGUAAGGAAAAUAUCUUAUUUUUAUACUCUCAA
Molecule: messenger RNA, 4027 nt
Organism: Ahaetulla prasina
Lineage: Eukaryota; Metazoa; Chordata; Lepidosauria; Squamata; Colubridae
Gene: TMEM39B
Product: transmembrane protein 39B
Exons: 8
Coding region: 2290-3768 (492 amino acids)
Cellular component (GO): membrane
Source: RefSeq, a predicted model, not a curated record